Messenger RNA from Drosophila sechellia, 3096 nucleotides. Its product is annotated as putative mediator of RNA polymerase II transcription subunit 12. The transcript has 4 exons. The coding region runs from base 179 to 1666 and encodes 495 amino acids. The record is from RefSeq and is a predicted model, not a curated record. NCBI's taxonomy places the organism in Eukaryota, Metazoa, Arthropoda, Insecta, Diptera, Drosophilidae.
GUGCCAUCUCUAAUUCCCCCUCUUGUACCGGAAUGUCAAUCAAAUGAAAACAAAAAAAGCGGCGUGAGAAAACUGAAAAGAACGGGCAUCCAGUGCACAUUUCCAGCUUAAUUUCGAUGCAUUGAACGGCGACGGCGCAGCGGAACACAGGAGGCGCAGGAUUACGGAUACGGAAGCCAUGGAAACGGCCAGAAUGGAGACGGCGAUGGAGACACAUUUUAUGGCCAAAAUGGGGAAGUGGAUGACCCCUGAGGAGGAGGCGCGGCAAAAGUUCAUCAUGAGGGAGCGGGAUCGCGAGCGGAAACGGAUCAAACGCAUGAAUCCCGAGUACAGGCAGAUGGAACGAGAACGGGAUCGGUUCCGCAAGCUGACGCCCAGGCCCAGUCUGAUGACCCCCGAGGAGGAGGCCCGCCACAAGUUCAUCAUGCGGGAGCGGGAUCGCGAGAGGAAGCGGAUUAAGCGUCUCAAUCCCGAGUACCGGCGAAUGGAACGCGAGCGCGAUCGAUUCCGCAAGAAGGCACGACGUGCUAACUUGACCCCCGAUGAGGAGCUGCGACUGAAAAUUAUCCAAAGGGAGCGGGAUCGAGAAAGGAAACGAAUCAAGCGAAUGAAUCCGGAGUACAGAAGGCUGGAGCAGGAACGUGACAGGGAUAGGAAGAAGGCUCGUAGGGCCAACGAGGCCUUCAGGCAGCUGGAAAAGCUAAGGGAUAAGAUCCGAAAGGAUCGAAAGAAGGGCUUGCUUGUCACGGAUCCGACGCAGCUGCCGCCGGAAUUCGCAGCCAUGAUACCGCCAGUGCCUGUGGUUAAGCCCGAAGUGGGUGUGUCACCAGUGCCGCCCCCAGGCCAGCAGCAACCCACGCCACAGCUGCAGCAACAGCAGCAGCAACAGUUGCAGCAACAUCAGCAGGUGCCACAGCAACAGCAACAGCAGCAGCAUCAGCAGCCUCCGCCCACGCAUCUGCAAGAGCAGCAAUUGAGUCACCAGCUCGCGCAUCAGCGAAACCGAAUGAUGUCUAGCCAACUCACUCAACUGGCCACGCCCCCCGCCCAUGCCUCACACCUGCAGCAGCUGAAUAAGUUGCAGCAACUCUACCCGCCACGCAGCUUUGGUCACCCCGCUUUACCUAUCGCUGGAGUGACGCUGAUGCCGCAGCUUUGUCAUCCCAUCCUGCAUCAGAACCUCAGUGCUACUCUGUAUGCAGGUCCACCAAAUGGCAUCAAGCAAGAGUAUGGACAGGAUAUCUCCGCCUCGGCUAUGGCUGCCGCUCAGGCGGCGGCACUGGCCUCGCUGAGGAAUCCCCAACAGCAGCAGCAACAGGAUGAUUCAGAAAUGGUCAUUAGUCUCGAACCGGAGAUAGUUCUCCAGACAGGUCCCGAUGUAAAUCCCGCCCAGCCACCGCCGCAGCAGCAGCAUCUUUUCAGCGCCCAUCAGCACCAGCAGCAGCCACAGCAGCAGCAGCAGCAACAUCAUCUGCAGCAGCAACAGCACUGCAACAUGUUCCAGCAUAUGGCCCCACAGGCGCACAUGCAACACAUGCGCUCACUGCCGCCUCCGCCGCCGCCCCCCUCGCUGACCUUGCCGCCCCUGCCGCCCCCGCCACCUACAACUCACCAGCAACAACAGCAACCUGCGCCGCCACAGCAACUGCAACAUGCUCCGCAGUGAGCGAUUCUCGCCUGUAGUUUUAAGCUCAACCCUCUAGCCAGCUAAACGCAUCCGAAAGUUUGAAGGCACACACACCUGGAGUUGUGAUCGAAUUAGCUAUGUGAUUUGCAAUUUCAUUUGCCUAAAUGUAUUACGUUGCCAUAAUUGCUCGAGUACAAAAUGGUAUUUGUAAUUACGAAUCUAAAAAGCAUUCAAGCGGAGAGCUAUGUGGUGCUGAAAAUGCAAUAGAAACUAUUCUCAUUAUACCCGUUACUCGUAGAGAGGCUAUACUAGAUUUGUUGAAAAGUAUGCAACAGGCGUUUUCGACCACAAAGUAUAUAUGUUCUUGAUCAGAAUCAAUUGCAGAGUUGAUUUGGCCAUGUCCGUCUUUCAUUAUGAACGUCGAGAUAUCAGGAACUAUAAAAGCUUGACGGUUGAAGUUAAGCGUGCAAUUCUUGUGAACUUUUUUGGAUAUUUUUUAAUAAUUCUGUUAGAAUGUAAAUUUCUCUCGACUUGCCAAAAAACUUUUUGCCACGCCCACUACAACGUCCUAAAGCCGCCAAACCGGUAACGCCCAAACUUUUAAAUAUUUUUAAAAUGUUUCUCGUUCCAUUCCCCAAUAUCUAUCCAUAUCCUGAGUAACGGGUAUCUGAUAGUCGAAUAACUCGACUAUAGCAUCCUCUCUUGUUUUUGUCAAGAAAUUCAUACUUCCAAAGUGAAACUUGUUAGGUUAUUUUUUAGUGUAGAAAGAAAAGUAUUUUUCUCAAAACAAUUCAGUUUUAUCAGUAGGACACAGCAAAUCUACCCUACUUUUUGUUCGAAUUAUAUGCAAAUUGCCAUUUUAAAUCCUAUUUACAUUGUCGUCAAAAAUAAUUUAUUUUGUAUCUUUGGAAUAAAAACACAUUGUGAUAAAAUGCACCUUGAGCUUUAGAGCAGGUGCCAAAACUUAAAAUUUUCCUGUAAUUCCUCAUUCAUUUUAGGUUGGUAGAUUAUUGGUUUGUCUACAACAACUCUUAUUCCUAUUUUGUCACAACUCCAAGGGAUGUGUGCCAAAACCUCAUACGCACACACUCGCACUGAACACACACCCAUGUUUAUUUUAAAGUAUGUUAAGUAGACGCCAUUUUAAAAAUGCCGAUACGUAUUAUGUUGCGUUACGCAAUCCGCAUUACGUUUCUUAAGUGCUUAAGGGCUUCCCCGUCAUAACUUUUUAUGUCGUCAUCGUUUCAAGCAUUUCUCUGUUUUUUAGAUCUAUACGUAUAUUGUUUAGCUAAGUGAUAGGAGACACAAUACUUGCAAGUUUAGGAUGAUACGAUCUACAAUACGAAUUAACGAUAACUGUAUACCUAUAUGAUAUAAUGAUAUACUAUGGCCAGCCGCAAAAUAAUGAUUACGAAUUUAUGCGCAGAAAAGAGCAAAAUAUAAAAAGCAAAGGAUUGCUGAAAAUGGAA